CUCUUGUGAUGCUGGCCUGAGCCCUACUCCCUGCUCUCAAAGGGAGCUCUCAGGACGCAGCUACCUGAGAGUGACUUUACAAUUCAGAUAAUGAGUCCUCUCUUUCCUCUGAAAAGAAUUAAUGCCAUUUAGCUGAGUCCCAGCUCCACCACCUGGGUGAUGGAAAUAAUCCUUGCCUUUGUGGGGGGACUGGUGCUCCUUAUCCUAUUAGGCCCUUACUUCCACAAUAAUGUAUUCUCGCUGCCGCCUUUGAAAAAUAGGAAUAUCAAAAAGAUAGAGAAGAGGUGCAGGAAGAAAAGCAAGAAGAAGAGAAGCAUCCUGAAAGCUUGUAGAGAUUGCCGGAAGAAAGUGGAGGAAACACAACAACUGGCUUUGAUUCUGCAAAGCCACCUUCGAGAGUUCCAUGAAAGCGUGACAUUUCUUCAGCUGUUACAGGAAGAUGCCCCGAGUGAGGGACUCAGACCCAGGCCUGCUGGAGCCCACCAGCCACCUCUGCCGAAGGCGGAACAUUCUUCUUCUACUUCCAUGUCCCUGUUGACCUCCCUGCUGCCCCUGACCAAGCACUCUCUACCUCUGGCCUCACCCCUAUCCGAUGAAGCUAAAGACCACCAGCCUGGCUUGAACAGAGUCCCUCUGGGCCCUAUCCCACAGGGCUCCCUCUCAGCUAACUCCUACUGGGCAUCCCUGACCACAGCCAUCUCAGGACUUGACUGCAUCAGCUACUGCAUUCUGUUUUUCUCCUGGUGGUGGACCACUACCAAGGCCUUAUUCUUCUCCACCUGGACCCACGCCAGAUCCCGGAAAGACCGACAUCUUUCCCCCCAUCCCCGAGACUCCACACUCUGGGGAGACCCCACACACCAGCAAGUAGAGGUUGGGGGCCUCUCUUUCAUCAACCCUGAGGUCCAGACACUGCUGGAGAUGCUCAUCAGCAAGAGAGCAGAACUGAAAAUGUGGAAGGAGAACGCCAGGAACGGGUCCUCCUUCAAACCCGUGGGCCCAGAGCACUGCCCGGACUCUCUGGGGACAAUGCUGCAGUCACGGGGGGACAAGAGGGACACCACCGCACGCCCCUUCUGGGGCACAGAAGGGAAGCCAGAGCAGCUUCCCGACCCCCCGCAUCUCUCCUACCACCAGGCCUCGGGGGACUCCAUAGAGCGCAAACGCAGCCAGCUCUUCUGGGGCCUGCCCUCUCUGCACAGUGAGUCCCUGGUGGCCACUGCCUGGGUACCCAAGAGGUCCUCCUCUGCACCAGGCAAAGCUGUGACAUUUAACAAAGUCUCUGACUCUUCCCCAGAUCAAUCUCUGGCUGAAGAACCUCCACAACUUUCCCAGGACCAGCCCUUGCCCAACUCUGGGGCCCAAUCUCAAUUUCUAACACAAACACUGCCCCCAUCUGUGGCUCAGGCCCAGAACCACACCCACCUCACACCCUUUCCCCCAAACCUACCACCUUCUUCUCCACCCCAGAAGAGGACCCAGAGAACCAUUUGCCCUACAUCCCAGGAGGAGGUGUGGCCUCUCAGCCCAACUGAAAAUCAGCACGUGCAAAGGCCCUUGCAGAAGCAACAUAAACAGAGGAAGGUUUCACCCUCUUCACUCCAAAAACCUCAGGAAGCCCACAGCCCAUCAGCUCUCAACCAUCGUCAGGGCAGUCACCGCUCCCGGAGCCCCAAGUCAACCUCCACCCUUCCCAGGGAUUCCCACAGCACCAAGCUCCAAGAGCGACCAGAGAAACACAGUCAAGGGAGGUUCACCACAGAUGCACACCAGCACGGCCCUCCCGGCAGACUCCCAGCCUCCCAGGACUCGACACAGCCUCGGGGCAAAUUCCCCAGGAAGUGUUCCGGGUGCCAGGCUAAAGACAAGCAUGGCCCCUUCCUGGAUGCCCGGCCCUCAGAACUUGCUGGUGGAAAAAGCAAAGGUGGGCAGAAGGUGAGGUCCAGGCGCUCUGAAAGAUUCCUCCAGGGCCCAGAGCAAGACCUAGAGAGGGACCCACAAGGUCUACCCUGGAGUUCAAGAGGCAGCUCAGUAAAGGUUCUGGAAAAGGAAAAGGAGGAUUCAGGAAGUGACAUAUCUGUGGAUUCAAAUAAGAAACUUCUGGAAAAAAUCCUGCAAGACCAUCUGAGCAGAAAGUUGGUACAGAUCAACGAGGGCAUAAUCCCCGUGUACGUGCGUGGAUCCUGGCUGGCUUCCAACUACACUUUUCCCAAGUACAGCACCCACAAAAACAGUGUCAAUCUAGCAUCCUCCAAGGACCAGCUGUCUCGGGUGAACACCUCCCAGAACCUUUCCUUCCUGGACCCAGGAACUCACCUGAUGCUGGAAACAGAUAUCAUGAGGUCUCGGGUGCGACACAGGUGGAGUCCAGACCUGCAGGCCCUAGGUCCCCUGAGUCAAGACUCGGAUGAGAAGCCAGGCUCGCCCCUUGCACAGUCAGACCUGCCCUGGGUCCCCUGUGACUCCACAGACGCCUCAACGGCCAAGGUGGCCAGGUUCCCAGAAGGACUUCCUUGGAAAGGUCCAGGAGAGAAGGCGAUGAAAAGAAAAGCAGCUCCCACCCUGCAGAGUCCCCUCCCUGACCCCUCACCUGCAGAGAGGAGAGGAGCCCCACUGGGUGGCAGCCAUGGGCCCUCCGCCCUCAGGUUGAGAAGGCAGGACCCUUACCCUUACAGUCUCUCAGGCAGAACCCGGCACAGCAGGAUCAUCACAGGAAUGGCCAGAGGCAGCCUCAAGCCCAGUCCAGGCCUGAGAGAGGCCAGGGAUGAGCCAGGGGAGGAGAGGGGAGCUGUGGCCUCAGGAGACCCCUGCUCUGGUACGGCAAUGCCGGCAAUCAAAGAACAGUCCCAGUCCUCGAGAUCUGAAGAGACCAGAAAGACAGAGGCGGAGAAGGAGGAGCCUCCUGAGAGGGAAGUCCCUCCCCUCCCUGCCAGAGAAAGGUCAGCUCCUCCAGAAAGCUGUACUGAGAGGAGGAAGAAUCACGUUUUGCAGUCUCUGCACCCCAAUAAAAAAGGCAGAGGGCAGCAAGAUUCCUUGCAAAACGUCAAACCCCUGUCAGCCACUACCAAGAUGCAGAGACCCGUCUCCAGCACAGUGCCGAUGGAUAAUGACACGGCUGAAGCCCGUGACAGCUGUUGGACAGAUCCUGGGGGACAAGCUGGCACAUCAGCAUGGAGGUUCUCCACCAGAGUCACACUGACAUAAAGAGGAGCCCCAGGCCCCUCGUGGUGGGCCAUCUUGUCACCACAGGGGUCCCUCCUCCAUAGAGCCAAGGAUAAAUAGUGACAGGGCCUGUAAUCACCAUGCCAGCCCCAAGGGCCACAGGACAGCAGUCAGUCCUGGCUGCUCAGGGAGCCUGUCCCCCCAGCCAGUCCCUGCCAGCUUAGGCCAAGGGGGCAGGCAUCUCAGGUCACCUCCAUCAUUACCUAACACGCCGUCUUCAGAAAGGUUUUAUCUGGUCAAACAUACCCUGUUUUUCAGUUUUCCUGGUAAGAAAAGUUUUCUUUCUGAAAAAAAAAUACAUAUCAGUCCACACAGAGAACGAC
This is a messenger RNA of Ictidomys tridecemlineatus (thirteen-lined ground squirrel), 3545 nucleotides long. The record is from RefSeq and is a predicted model, not a curated record. NCBI's taxonomy places the organism in Eukaryota, Metazoa, Chordata, Mammalia, Rodentia, Sciuridae.